UUCAUCAUGUCGUCUUUCAGCCCGACACAAAUCUUCGAGGACGGAACCACGGAGGAGAAGGGAGAGAAUGCCCGUCUCUCCGCCUUCGUCGGCGCCAUCGCCGUCGGCGAUCUCGUCAAGAGCACCCUUGGCCCCAAGGGUAUGGACAAGAUUCUGCAGUCUGCAUCAACCGGCGAGAUCAUGGUCACGAACGACGGCGCCACCAUCCUGAAGUCUAUCGCCCUCGACAACGCGGCAGCCAAGGUCCUGGUCAACAUUUCCAAGGUCCAGGACGAUGAGGUCGGUGACGGCACCACUUCGGUUGCCGUUCUCGCGGCCGAGCUCCUCCGCGAAGCCGAGAAGCUUGUCGACAAGAAGAUCCACCCCCAGACCAUCAUCGAGGGCUACCGGAUAGCGAGCCAGGCCGCCCUCAAGGCCCUCAAGGAAUCCGCCGUCGACCGCAGCAACACCCCCGAGGCUUUCAGGAAAGACCUGCGGGCCAUCGCCCGCACAACCCUCAGCUCCAAGGUCCUGGCCCAGGAUCGUGACCACUUCUCCCAGCUCGCCUGCGAAGCCGUGCUGCGUCUCAAGAACUCAUCGGACCUCAGCCAUAUCCAGAUCAUCAAGAAGGCCGGCGGCAAGCUGAGCGACUCGUACCUCGACGAGGGUUUCAUCCUCGACAAGAAAAUUGGCGUCAACCAGCCCAAGCGUCUGGAGAAGGCCAAGAUCCUGGUGGCCAACACGUCGAUGGACACGGACAAGAUCAAGAUCUUUGGCGCCCGCGUCAAGGUGGGAACGACCAGCAAGCUGGCGGACCUCGAGAAGGCGGAGAAGGAGAAGAUGAAGGCCAAGGUGGAGAAGAUCAAGGCGCAUGGCAUCAACUGCUUCAUCAACAGACAACUCAUCUACAACUGGCCCGAGCAGCUCUUCACGGAUGCGGGUAUCAUGUCCAUCGAGCACGCCGACUUUGAUGGCAUUGAGAGGCUGGCUCUAGUGACGGGCGGCGAGAUUGCGUCGACCUUUGACCACCCCGACCAGGUCAAGCUGGGACAGUGCGACUUGAUUGAGGAGGUCAUUAUCGGCGAGGACACGCUGAUUAAGUUCUCUGGUGUUGGCGCUGGCGAGGCCUGCACGAUUGUGCUGCGCGGUGCCACGGAUCAGCUCUUGGACGAGGCGGAGCGCAGUCUGCACGACGCCCUGGCCGUCCUGUCACAGACGGUAAAGGAGCCGUGGACGACUCUGGGUGGCGGCUGUGCCGAGAUGGUCAUGGCCAAGGCUGUUGAGGGUGCCGCGACGCGCGUUGAGGGCAAGAAGCAGAUGGCUGUCAGCAGCUUCGCGAUUGCGCUGCGUCAGUUGCCCACUAUCCUGGCCGACAACGCGGGUCUCGACUCUGGCGAGCUUGUUGCGCGUCUGAGAAAGGCCAUUUACGAUGGCAUGACGAAUUACGGAUUGGAUCUCCUGACGCCCGGUGGUGGCAUCACCGAUAUGCGGGAUCUGGGUGUCGUGGAGAGCUACAAGUUGAAGAGAGCGGUGGUUUCGUCUGCCAGCGAGGCAGCAGAGCUUCUUCUUCGCGUAGACGACAUCAUCCGCGCCGCCCCCAGAAGACGGGAGCGUGCUUGAUUCAAGACACACACAGCAAUGACGGCAGCACUGGAGGAGUUCCCGGCAGGAUUGGAAGGUCAAGAAGGAGAAGAAAAGUGAUAUUCGCAUGUCGGCGACUAAAAGUGAAAGACAAAAGUCAAUACCAUAGAAAAGGGGAUCAAUCCUGGGCUGGAUGAAUCAAUGGCAGUGUCAUGAAUGAGUCUCGCAUCGUAUCGCAUUGCAUCGCGUCGUAUCGCUCUGCACUUUGUCAAAGAUGGCCGUUGAUGGUGGUGUGGUCCAGUGGCUGAGUGCGGGCGUGCUACCAAUCUCACUCAACGCUCGGGGCCGCUCACGGGGAUUGGUGUCAACAGGGCUGGCAGUUUGCUGACGGCAGGGUUCCCGCUGAGGCGAAAUGAGGUUAUUCGCCCUGUCUGCUGUUGUGCAGGUUGACGGGAAGAAACAGUUGCGUUGUUAUUAUAACCCUACAUGGGUAAUGUGUUUCUAGGUGCAUGAUGAUGGGCCUGUACUCGACGUUACUUACUUCACUCCUUAUAGCAACGGCAAGGUCAAUUUGAUUCCCAGACGCAUGCUCCCAUCAACACACGGUUCGUCUCAACAUGGUCGUCAUCUGUCGUCUCGUCUUUUUCUCGUCCGCAUUUUUCGUGAUGAGCCAAAUCCAAAACGUGCCAGGUCCACCCAGGCCCGCAGAUCGGAAUGUCUGGGUGGGCUGUACCACGAGGGGCGGCUGGCAAUGUCCAUGUUCCAUGGACCACGAGUCGUCUGCUGCUGCCGCAUUAUACA
Molecule: messenger RNA, 2361 nt
Organism: Colletotrichum destructivum
Lineage: Eukaryota; Fungi; Ascomycota; Sordariomycetes; Glomerellales; Glomerellaceae
Product: Putative T-complex protein 1, beta subunit
Exons: 4
Coding region: 7-1599 (530 amino acids)
Biological process (GO): protein folding
Cellular component (GO): cytosol; chaperonin-containing T-complex
Molecular function (GO): ATP-dependent protein folding chaperone; ATP binding; ATP hydrolysis activity
Source: RefSeq, a predicted model, not a curated record